Messenger RNA from Austrofundulus limnaeus, 1600 nucleotides. It is a transcript of the gene ackr5, whose product is annotated as atypical chemokine receptor 5. Gene Ontology annotation, molecular function: G protein-coupled receptor activity. Gene Ontology annotation, cellular component: membrane. The record is from RefSeq and is a predicted model, not a curated record. NCBI's taxonomy places the organism in Eukaryota, Metazoa, Chordata, Actinopteri, Cyprinodontiformes, Rivulidae. Gene Ontology annotation, biological process: G protein-coupled receptor signaling pathway.
CACCAAUGGCAGCAAGAGGAUUAAAGCUCAAGCACUCAUUGACUCCGGUGCUGAGCGUAACCUGAUCUCAGAGGAUCUCAUCAAAGAACUUCACCUCCAGGGGCAGCCACUUGAGCCCCCUUCCUCCAUUUUUGAUAUUACUGGACAAUUAAUCUCCCAGAUCCACUUCAAAGUCCCUCAACUGCAGUUUAUUGUUUCUAGUAAUCAUCACGGCAGCGGUCUGUGUUGAUGGGAAGUGGGAGGGCAGAAGCUUGUGACUGCCUGAUGCCUCAGAUAGUCCAGAGGGUCAGAGCUGCAGGGAGACGUCUCCUGUCUUUGCUUCACUCCGUAAAACCUGCAACUCAGAGCUUCUGAAGGAGCCGCUCUGUCGAACGCCACCUCAGCAGCAGAAAGACCAUGAGCGGUCACGAGCACAACCAUUCGCUGGACUUCCUGAACGGCACCCCGUGGUUCCUCUAUGAGUGYACCCUGGAGAUCGACACCAGCUACAGACGCAUCUCCCUCUUCCUGCUCUACCUCUUCAUAUUYGUGGUGGGCCUGCUGGAAAACCUGCUGGUGGUCUGGGUCAACUGGCGUAGGCGCCACUCAGCCAGCGGGGUGCUGUUCUGCAUCAUCAACGUGAGCCUGUCGGACCUGAUGGUGGUCGUGAUCCUGCCCUUCUUCAUGAUGGAGGUGACCAUAGACAAGGUGUGGCUGUGGGGCCGCUUCCUGUGUAAGGUCACCAGCCUCAUCUACGUGAUCAACUUCUACAGCAGCUCUUUCUUCUUGGCCUUCAUGACCUUGGAGCGCUACCUGUCCCUCACCAGACCGUCCGCCCCACCUCUCUUCCCUGUGGUGGGCCGGCGCCGCUGGGCGCUCUGCGGGGCGCUGUGGGUCUUCUCUCUGUUCCUGGCCCUGUUAGAGAACGCCCACAUGGACCUCCUGCAGUGGGAGGAGCCGGGCUGCUACCUGCUGCCCGAGUACAGCUACACCGAGUGGUACGUGUCCUUGGCCUUCCUCUGCAUGAUCUUCCAGUUCCUUGGCCCGGCGGCGCUCAUCAUCACCUGCAACGUGCUCAUCGCCCGAGCGGUCCGAACGGCGCCGGAUGUGGAGAGUCGUCGGGACGUGUGGCUGGUGCACGUGUACUCUUCGGUGUUCGUCCUGUGCUGGUUCCCCUACCACCUGGUUGUGCUGCUGAUGAUCAUCGACGACCUCGACCCCUUCCURUUCAGCUGCAACGCCGUGGAAGUCCUCUACUUCUCCUACCCCGUGGUGCAGGGCUUCUCCCUCUUCCACUGCAUCGCCAACCCCAUUCUCUACAACUUCCUCAGCAAGAGUUUCCAGAGCAACCUGCUGAACACCGUGAUCAACUGCCUACCCAAGGAGAAGGCAGUGGAGCAGGUGGAGGCGGGGCCAAAGCCCAACACUCCUAACGGAGGGGACCCGGGGAAGCAGCGCAGGCUAAGUAACAGCAGCACCAGCCAUUCUGAUGUUGGCUCAUAGGAAGCUUCAGGCGAGAGACUUUUUCUGUUAUUUAGUUUGAAUUCUUUGUUUCAAACUGCAAAUAAAACAAGAAAAACACAGUAUGUAAAAAAAUUUCAAAAGAUGAUAAAAAGAAAAC